GUGGAAGGGCUGGAAGGCACCGGCUGAGGCUGUAGUUACGGUCCGGCCACCCCGAUCCAAGUUUGGGGCCAAGAAAUUUAGAUAGCGCUCUUUUUUCAGGGCGCGUUUUUGCCCGAUCCGGCGCCGUCGCUCUUUGGAUUGACGCUCCCAUGGCGGUGAACGGUGCCUGGAGGACAGAUCGGGCACUGUGGCGAGUCGAAUCGGUCUUCUACGGCGUCGACCGGUGCCUGGAGGAAAGAUCCUGUCUCCGUGACGUGCUCACUGCUUUAGGCUCCGAUUGACUCUUCCAUGGUGGCUACCGUUGAACUGGGAGAUAGAUACGGCGUUGUUCCGGAUCUGAUACAAAUAGAGCACCGAAGUGGCGCUAUGUUUCCUACUAUUUCACAGCGGCCGUCAUUGUUCUACUCGCCAACCGGUGUUUCUACGAUGCAGUGGCCGUACCGCCGUACCUUGGAUCCGCGGCAUCCGUCCUUGUGAAUUUUAAAGGGAGGGCAUGCACUCAGAAUUCAAACCACAAUGAGGCGUUUUGGAGGUUCUAGCACCUAGGUAGAGUUCAUACGGAGAGGAUCGUGGAUGAUGGUUUGUGACUUGUGAGCCAUUUUCUAAAGACCUAUAGACGGAUUACAAUGGGUCAUUUUCACAGAUUCUGUUGAGCCAUUGCCUUAAUGGAGAUGAUUUUUGCUUGAUGUGUGGAGCUCUAGGAAUAAAUGUGAAAUUUUGUAAUUUUAUGUCUCUCCCUUUUUUUGUUUUGUUUUGUUUUAUUAUUUUCUAAGUUUGUAAAUGGCCUUUAUUAAUUUUCUAACAGUAGUAUAUCAAAAAUACCAAGUGUAUAAAGUUGGAAUACUAAUGCAUCCUUUGUUUGGUGAGGUGGGAUGGCUAAAAAAAUUGGCAUGGUGAGCUGGAAUUACUCCAGGCAGUCUCGGAUGUAAUUGAGUUUGCAAAUUGAUGGAGACUAAGAGUCCGUUUGGUUGGCCGGAAAUUAGAUUUCGGGGGACCUCACUGUAUAAAGUUCACCAUUAUUUGUGACUUUGUCCGUGGAAGUUGCAAUUUUUCUUGGUUCUGAGCAAAUUUCUAAAUUGAGUUUAAUUAAAGAUAAAAAAAUAGUAUUUUUUGA
Molecule: messenger RNA, 1114 nt
Organism: Rubroshorea leprosula
Lineage: Eukaryota; Viridiplantae; Streptophyta; Magnoliopsida; Malvales; Dipterocarpaceae
Source: the annotation of a GenBank genome assembly